This is a messenger RNA of Ilyonectria robusta, 856 nucleotides long. RefSeq lists its product as uncharacterized. NCBI's taxonomy places the organism in Eukaryota, Fungi, Ascomycota, Sordariomycetes, Hypocreales, Nectriaceae. The transcript has a single exon. The record is from RefSeq and is a predicted model, not a curated record. Bases 168 to 677 code for a protein of 169 amino acids.
GCUUGACGUCAAGUCUGGAGAUGAUUGGCGAGAAGCCGAAAGGGAACGGAGAGACGAUUUAUUCUUUAUUGCGAUUUUUAGAUGGCCACAUUUGCCCGACGACGAGGGCGACAUGACGACGCAGCAUCAAACGACGAACGAAAGCAGACCAGUUCCCGCACCGGCGAAUGGCGUACGAACAAAAAGAGGCAUAUUCUUGGGGCGCUAGGUAUUCUUUUGACAUUUAUACUAUUCUUCUUUGCAAAGUUACGGGCAAGACCUGGGCGUCAACUGUAUUCCCCGGAUUCUGCCUGGCUCGCCUCGGACACAUGUCAAAGGUCUGGGCGGGGCGGCAGUUGUGGGUGGGUGUGUUUCUGGAGUCUCUGGGGCCGAGUGCCUGUUUCUGCUUUCCCGCCUCUCCUGACUCCUUGCUUUGCGCACCCCUGGAACGAGGGUACAUGCUUCCUUUCUGUGUCCUUGUUUGUUUUCUCUAUUUUUCUUGGACACUGAGAAAGAGGACUGUAUACUCGACACUGGCACCCUGGUUGGAUUUUUAUGGUUUUGUCACGCCAAGAUCUUAUGCGUGCCAUACCUGGCCUGGAGAACCUUCUGCGCCUACCCGAUCCCCCCUCGACCUAAGGAUGGUGGACAGACUCAGGGGAGGAGGGGCUAAGAGGGGGAGCGGGGGAAGUCACUGAGCAUGAAGAGGAUGGAUUGAUCGGUGGAAGAAUGGCUCUUCUUGGCCUGUCUUGGGCUAGGGCCGGGGUGGCUCAGUUGGCAACGACGGCUUGGACCUGGCAGGGAGGGAGGCGGAAGGGAGAAGCAGGGAUGUCGUCGCCGUGUACUCGGUACUAUGUGCGGGAUGAGGUGGAGGAGA